CACGAACUGGGACUCCUUGAAUCAUUUCAUAUCCAUACCAUGGCUCCCGCACGAUUUCAGCCGUCGUCUAUCAAAAACAAGAUAAAGAGAGAGGAGGUUUCCCGCAAGCUGAAAAAGACCAAAAGUCGGGCAAAAUUACAGAAACGGCUCGAUCAGGCCAAGGUCGAAGCCAACGACCCAGCAGCAAAGAAAAAACGUAUUUCGGAAAAUGUACCCCGGACGCUCGAUAAUACCCGUGAGGCAGACCCAGCGAUGCUCUCUGCAGCUGGUCCUUCGUCUGCCCAGCACGCAGAAUUCUCUAAUGAUAUCGCAUCCGAUCCUUUUGCGGACUAUUUCAACUUUACGCAGGACCCCACUAUCCCGCCUAAGGUUCUCAUUACUACCUCUGCCAAAGCCUCGAAGGGCACAUAUGAGUUUUGUGAUGAGUUGGUAGGAGUCUUUCCAGGCGCUGAAUUUAUACGACGGAAAAAGGGGAAAGGAUUCGAGAUGGGCCGAAUAGCUGGUUGGGCUGCUGGGCGUGGUUACAAACAUCUGCUUGUUGUGAAUGAGGACAUGAAGAAGCCAAAUGCUAUCACCUUGGUUUAUCUCCCCGAUGGUCCUAUGGCGUACUUCAAGCUUACAUCUAUAGAACUCACAAAACAGAUAUAUGGACAUGCCAGAGCAACACCACACAACCCUGAGCUUGUGCUCAAUAACUUUUCUACUACUCUGGGACACGGUAUUGGACGAAUGUUCCAGACUUUAUUCCCGCCGCUACCUGAAUUUCAAGGGCGACAGGUCGUCGCACUUCACAACCAGCGUGACUUUCUGUUUUUCAGACGUCAUAGAUAUGCUUUCCGCUCGCCUGAGAAAGUUGCUCUGCAAGAAAUCGGGCCUCGCUUCACUCUCAAACUUCGGUGGCUCAAAAGAGGGCUGCCAGCAGUUCAAAACUUUGGAGCAUCACCAGAUGCCCUAGAGAUCAGUACAGGGAUAGAGGAGUUACCUGAACCUGAACCUCUACCUCAGGAAGAAGCGUCCAUACCGGAACAAGACGAGGAAUCGGAAGUGAAGCCGCCUGAACCCCUUCCAGUGCGCAAUCCUCCAAAAGAUAAUGAGUAUAUCUGGCGUUGGAAGCCUGAGCUUGAGACCACAAGGAAAACAUUCUUCUUGUGAUGCAUAUAGAGGUGGAAUAUCAAGUAGUACUUGCUUUAGCUCGUUAUCACCAUCAGCUCUGGGUCACCUUAUUAGCAUCUGUGAUUCCCCGAGAUAAAAGACAUGCAUCGCGCUGGUAUAUAGCGUGACUAUUCGGCAUUGCGACAUCUCUGCACAACAAAGCUCAAAUAAGGCUAUUUUCAU
Messenger RNA from Suillus paluster, 1335 nucleotides. RefSeq names its product Brix-domain-containing protein. The transcript is spliced from 6 exons. Gene Ontology annotation, cellular component: nucleolus; preribosome, large subunit precursor. Gene Ontology annotation, biological process: maturation of 5.8S rRNA; maturation of LSU-rRNA. The record is from RefSeq and is a predicted model, not a curated record. Gene Ontology annotation, molecular function: rRNA primary transcript binding. NCBI's taxonomy places the organism in Eukaryota, Fungi, Basidiomycota, Agaricomycetes, Boletales, Suillaceae. Bases 40 to 1152 code for a protein of 370 amino acids.